AUGAAUUACAAAGUAUUUCUAUAUUUUUGAUAGAAGGGAUAUAGUAAAAUUACUAUUAGAGCUGGGUAUGAAAAAAAACCAUGCAAAAAUCCUUAGGAACAAAACUCAACCUCAUUUUAGUUUGAGAAAGUAAUUCCAAUUCUCGGAGAUGAUCACAGUAUUUUAUUUUAGAAUAUUUAGAAUAUAGAAUACGGGGUUCAGAAGGCAACGGCAAUAAUUAUGUAUGUAUACCUUUUGGAGAUAUUCCGCGUAGAGAUUUAUUCGAGCUUGAUUCUUCUUGGUUGUUGAUACCCAAAAGCAUUUCGGAAUUCUAAAAUUUAUACCAUUAAGUUCUAAGGAGCUGUGAUAUUCAAUAGCACAUAAUUUCUAAAAUUGGAGAAUUUUUAAUUAUUGAUAAAUAGAAAUUGAAGCUCAAAGAUAUUUCUGGUAGACAAGGAUAUCCAACUUUAAUAAACAUAUCAAGAAAAUGUGAAAAUCAAGAGCUAAUCAAAAGCAAUGUAUUUGUUAUUGGCAGGACAUCGAAAUUAAAAGUAUAAUAAAAUAAUCAACUUUUUGGAGAGUUUUUGGAUAGCCCUCAGUUAUUUGAUAUUACAAAAAAGGCCAUAGUGUUAGGGUUGGAUUCUGGUAUGGAUGAACUAUUUAAAUAAUCUUUUAAGGGGAAAAUAGCACAGCGACCAUUCUAUUAGACUUUGAAUUCAAUAAAAUUGAAGAAAGUAAGUAUUGAUGUAUAUUUUUAAGGAAUUCGAUGAAUAUUAUUCUAAAUCUUGUAUAUAUAUAAAAAUAGAUUAGGAUCAAAGUUAUUUGCUGGUUGAAAACUCAAAAAGAAAUCCCUCAUUUGAAAAAAAUAGUGCAUAAUUAUAUAGUAGGCGUGGUCAAUCAUUACCAGUUUAAUUAUCGAGGAAUGCAUUAUCAAUUAACAAGUCUAGAGGGUCUUUAUGUUUUUUUACUAUUGGAAGAAAUUUACUAUCUGAUAUAGUAUUAAAAUCUCAGUAAGUUUCUGAUUAUCAUGGUACGAUAGUGUACCUUUAGAAAAUAAAGAAAUGGAUAAUUGUUGAUGGGUAAUGCAAUAAUUUUCGGUCUACUCAAUGGAAUACUAGUGAAAAUGGAACAUGGUUGGAAAUGGCGCAAAAUAAAGACUACUAUUUGGAUAACGAAUAAAUAAUAAAGGUUAAUGAUAUUGAAAUUACGAUGCAUUGGGAUUGA
Messenger RNA from Paramecium octaurelia, 1203 nucleotides. Lineage: Eukaryota; Ciliophora; Oligohymenophorea; Peniculida; Parameciidae. The record is from the annotation of a GenBank genome assembly.